Messenger RNA from Lichtheimia ornata, 1356 nucleotides. RefSeq lists its product as uncharacterized. NCBI's taxonomy places the organism in Eukaryota, Fungi, Mucoromycota, Mucoromycetes, Mucorales, Lichtheimiaceae. The coding region runs from base 1 to 1356 and encodes 451 amino acids. The record is from RefSeq and is a predicted model, not a curated record. The transcript is spliced from 8 exons.
AUGACACAAGUGACACUCAUUGUAUUGCAGCAUGGCCUCUGGGGGAACAAGAACCACAUGCGCUUCAUUCGAAAGGCAAUUGAAGAAGCGUGCGAUGCCUCUGAUGCAAUCGAUAUCCUCAAUGUCGAUAUUAACGAAGGGAAAUAUACAUAUGACGGCAUAGAUGUGUGUGGAGAGCGACUAGCACAAAAGAUUCGUGAUCGGGUGGAUGAGUUGGAUAACAACAAGGAUACCCAAGUCGAAGGAGUGAUCAUGGUGGGAUAUUCUCUUGGCGGAUUGAUGCUUCGUUAUGCAAUCGGUGUCCUGGGCAAAUCCGGUUUCUUUGACAACAUCAAACCCUUGCUAUAUGUCACCUUUGCUACACCCCAUCUUGGCGUCAGACGCGAACCCAAGUCGACAUUCCUCAAGUUUUAUAACUAUAUCACUGGUCAUAUCCUGUCAAGAACGGGUGAACAGCUCCAGCUGCUAGAUGAUUACCAAGAUGGAUCACCUAUUUUAAGCGUGUUAGCAGAUCCAAAACGAGAAUUUCAUCAGUACCUAUCACGAUUCAAGCAAAGGCGCACCUAUGCCAACGUGGCCAAUGAUCGCACCGUACCUUAUUGGACAGCAGCAAUGGAAAUUACCAACCAUUUUGAGAUCAUGAAGGAUUUGGAUAUAUCGGUGGAUUCAACCUAUUCAUCCAUCAUUACGGCGUUUGACCUAUUACAGCAUGAUGAGGAUAAGAAUGAUGAUAGCACAAUGACAGCGACAACAACAAGAAGCGUCCACCCUAGCAAGAAACGAAAACGAUCCAAGGAUGGUAUCCUAGUCAAAUGUCUUCUCGUGAUCUUUUCGCCUUUAUUACCGGUGGUUGCUCUGCUUGCAUUCCUUUAUAUCGGGUCGCAAGGUUUAAUGUCACGGCUACGUGUAGCACGACUUUUAGCCGCAUCAUCAUCAAAGAAAACGCAACAAUUGAUUCAAUCAGAGACCAUCCGCCGUAGCAGCAAGAGUAAUCACAGCACUAUUUUGGAGGAAGAGAAUCAGGAAAUUUUGGUCGAUACCUUGGAUGCAACCAACAUACCCACCAACCCCAGCCCAGCAGUGAACAUGCAUCAAGAAACCACCAAGAAACGCUCCAGCUUGUACAAUGUCAUGCCUUCCGAAAGAAUCACCAAAGUUGUUCAACCCAUGGCGUUGUCAGCACACCAGAUACAGAUCCAAAAACACCUUGAUCAGCUUGAGUGGGAACGUGUGCUUGUCUAUAUCCGAGGAUUCAAUGCUCAUGCCAGUAUUGUAUGCCGAGAACGACGAUUCGUGAACGAUGGUGGUCGUGCAGCGAUCCAGCAUUUUGUUGAUACCCUGUUUGCAGCAUGCUGA